Messenger RNA from Dujonia railenensis, 3327 nucleotides. The record is from the annotation of a GenBank genome assembly. NCBI's taxonomy places the organism in Eukaryota, Fungi, Ascomycota, Pichiomycetes, Serinales, Debaryomycetaceae.
AUGUCGAAAUCGCAAAGAGGUCUCUCUUAUGUGUUAGGUGAUUCUUACAACAACGAAAACCAUAUCUUGCCCAUAAACUCUAUCCAGCAUUGCGGACAAUCCCGAAAACUAUACACUGCUGGAAGGGAUGGUACAAUAAAGGUCUGGUCGUCGGCGGCGGAUACUGUGAGCAAUUUAGAAAGACCCAGCGCAACUCAAUUAUACCUGGGAGAUUCCACUGGCCUGUUCAAAUUCCAAAACGUAGACCUCGAUGAACAAUUGCUCAAACUAGAAACUUCUAUAUGUUCCUCGACCUUGUCACCAUAUAAUAGAAGUAAAGCUGACACCGGCUACUCGGUUACGAAUUCGUAUAAUGUACACUUCGACUGGAUAAACGACCUUCAGCUAGUCAAUGAUAAUACAGGAUUGGUAUCCUGUUCAUCGGACUUGUCGAUCAAAUAUAUAUCAUUGGAUUCGGAUGAUGGCGUUGAUAAUGUUCACAAGUUUCAAAACCACCACAUAGACUAUAUCAAGAAGCUCUCUUAUAUCCCAUACGAGAAGAAAUUGGUCAGUGGUGGUCUAGAUGGGAAGAUUGUGGUGUGGGAUUUGAAUACACUUAGCGGCAUUCAACAACUUGAAAAUACCUCGUCAUCCUCAAAUUCAAACCAGACGACAAACUCCAUAUAUUCGUUGGCUACUGGUAGCAGCGGGCUGUUGGUAGGUUGCGGGGGUCCCAACAAUACAGUAAAUCUCUUUGAUUUAAGACAAUCCACCACAAAUAACCCAUUCAUCAAAAAGCUUAUUGGCCAUCAAGACAACAUCAGGUGUUUGUUAAUGAAUGACAACUUCAUACUAAGUGGCUCAUCAGACACAACGAUCAAGUUGUGGGAUAUUAGAAACUUUAAAGUUUUGCAAACAUUUGAAAUUCAUGAUGACCCUGUUUGGUCAUUGACAUCUUCUAACUCAUUGAAAACCUUCUAUUCUGGGGACAAGUCGGGAUUGAUCAUCAAGACUGACCUUUCACAUUUGUCUGCAAACAGACAGCCACUGCAGUUGAAUGGUACUGACUACUAUCCCCCAUGUGCUGAUGAAAAGUUGGGUUUGCUGACAAUAAUAUCGAAACCCACCAACGACGCCUCCCCAAUAUUGUCCCUUUGCGUAGAAACACUUGACGAUGAAGAAUACACGCUUUUGGCGUCUACAAAUAUGGCAUUGGAUAGAUAUCAUAUUCCAGAUACAUCUGACUUGGCCAAAUAUCAAUACUUGAGGACGUGUGCUGAAAAUGAUCUAAAUAUCAUCGGUAUCGGAGGAGAUCUUGAUUUACCAUUAGAAGACGGAGCAUCCGCAGUAGCUGAUGUUAAUGAUUUGAAUUCAGGAUUUUAUGAUCUUGUUAGUCAUUUGUCAAUGGAAACUAACAACUAUGACUUGCAAAGUUCAGUUUCAGGUGUCAAUUAUCCAUUAUCUAUACACAACAAUGAGGAGACAGUGGACACAAAUGAUUACAAUUCGCUCUUCUUGAGCAUACAUGGCGGGCCAUCUCACGAAUUCGUGAAUUACAUUAAUAAGGAAAAUGAUGACGGUAUUGUCGAUAAUGUCAACAUCGACAAAUUUAUAGAUAAAUCGCCUAUUGAGAUCCUUUUAAAUCCAUUACCAGAAGAGCAAAUCACUCUUAUACCAUUUAACAAAGUGCCAUUUAAUCAAGUUCCAAUCACUCCUAAGAGUAUUAUUGCUAAAAGAUUAUUCAACAAUAAGAGACAUAUGAUCGUUCUUUACUUGAAUGGAGAUAUCAAGAUCUGGGACAUAUUUAUCUGCAGAGAGAUAAAGAGCUUUCCAGCUCCUACUGAUAUUAGUUUAGAUAGCAGUUCAUCAUCGAUUCAAACGAAUGGAAAAGAGAAGGACAGAUUUAUACAGAAAAGAGUAAGGGAUAUGGAUGAGAUUUUCAAUAAGCUUCAGACAAUGGAUACCCUAAAUAACUGGUGUGAAAUAGAAAUCAAAGCUGGAAAGUUACUCGUUAUGAUCAAAGAAUCAAUUUUUGAUAACACUAAAAUAUAUUACGAUGACUUAGUUAAAAAUUAUCCUUUCUUAGCCUUUGAGCAUUCCGAUAAUGUUGAAGGUAAGAAGAACACAAAAGUUCGGGUUGAAAGCGAUGAAAGGUUCUUUUUGUCAAGGAUUCUUUUAAAUUCUAUUUUUCAUCGGUAUGUUCUUUAUGAAUGGGAAUUUGAUCACUACUUGAGAGCAGAAUUAAAGGUCUUGAAGAAAAGCUCAAAGUCAAAGAAAUCCAUUACGAAUGGAGGUGGAGACGAUUCAAGUAUAUCAACUGGGACUAACACAGUGGGAACUACAGAUGAAGCUAAUACCAGCCCGUUGAAAAGAAUAAAAAUGUUCAGUAGAAAAAAUUCUAAGAACAACAUUCCUCAACUGCAACAACUGUCCUUACCGGCUAGUCCCCAAAUAUCGAUAUCAGAAUCAACGUUCUCGGCUUCGGAAGUGGGCACCACUGACGUUUCAGAAUUCAUUUCUUUCAACCAUGAGACUAUUUCAGAUUUGGAGAAAAACCCUUCUUUCAAGUAUGACGAUUCAAUCAUGAAGUUAAUUCAAAUCAACAAGGAAAGAUAUAGAGAGAAAUAUCAAAAUUUAAGCAAAAGCAGUACCAAAUUAGUCGACUCUCUCUUGUCUAUUUAUUCAAACGAUCCCAAAUACGAAUCUAAAAACAGACCCCCAACUGCAAUUGAUGAAUCCAAGUUGAUUUAUCAAAUAUAUAGGCCUUUGAUUAACCCACAAAGGUUACCAUCGAAUCUUUUGAUAAUUAUUCUGGAACAUAGUCCAGAAUUAGGUAACCUUCGUGACUUGUGCAGUUUCCACUUGGAUGAGAUCCAGAAACUAUCCUUCAAUGAUACAUCAAGCGGCAGUAAGGAAUUAAUUAACAAUUUAAGACUUUAUUUACCGAAGUGGAUAGGUCAGCCAAUUUUAUACGACUUCUUUCCUAACAAAGAGGGCCCAAAGAUUGCAUUCCAGCUUGUAGAGAUGGACUACACUAAGGUCCCAGCUAACAAAAAGAUUGGAGGAAAGACUGGUAAGAAGAUUAAGAAGCUCCCAAUUGGAGAGAGCAGUAUUAAACUUUCAUCACAUAAUAUGCUCAGAGUCAGUAAGAUACUAUGGUAUUUGACAGACAAGUUUGAAUCCAGAACAGCCGAGAUGAAAGAUCACAAGCUGCCUCACGAAUGGCUAGUUUUGGAGUGUAAAGAUGAAGUUUUACCCAACUCCAUGACUUUGCAAACCAUAAAGACUAAAAUAUGGAAGAGCAGUGCAGAUGUCGUGCUUACAUUUAGAAGGAAAUACGAUGACUAA